Messenger RNA from Impatiens glandulifera, 1521 nucleotides. RefSeq names its product protein trichome birefringence-like 38. The transcript has 4 exons. The record is from RefSeq and is a predicted model, not a curated record. Gene Ontology annotation, cellular component: Golgi apparatus. Gene Ontology annotation, molecular function: O-acetyltransferase activity. NCBI's taxonomy places the organism in Eukaryota, Viridiplantae, Streptophyta, Magnoliopsida, Ericales, Balsaminaceae. Bases 79 to 1308 code for a protein of 409 amino acids.
AAAGGUGUCUCUCUCCCAAGUCCCAACUGACUGCAGGAGGGAGGAGGAAGAAGGAGGAGAAGGAAAGAGCUUGGAGAGAUGGGGGGCCAUAAUACACCUUCCAAACUGUCAGUAUUUACUCCAUUGCUGGUCUUUCUCCUGCUGCUGCUUCUGGAUCAAAAUCAAAAGGGAAUUACAACAGAGGCGGGAGUCCUUUUAAUCAAUAAUGUCGGCAGUAGCGCCAAAGUGGGGAGGAGAGAUAAAUCACCAACAACAAAACCAGCACCGCCAAAACCAAAACCAAAACCAGCACCGCCGGCGGCAGGGUGCAAUUUGUUUGAGGGACAAUGGGUAGUGGAGAACACAUCCUCAUCAUCAUCCCAAUCCUUCUCUUAUGAAUCUUCAAAAUGCCCAUUCAUAGACCCAGAGUUUGAUUGCCAGAAAUUCGGUCGCCCAGAUCGAUACUAUCUCAAGUAUUCCUGGCACCCUGAUUCUUGUAACAAUUUCCCCAGGUUUGAUGGGUUGGAGUUUUUGAGGAAGAUGAAGGGGAAGAAGAUAAUGUUUGUGGGUGACUCACUGAGUCUGAAUCAGUGGGAAUCAUUGUCCUGUAUGAUCCAUGCCUCUCUCCCAUUCAAUUCCAACACCUCCUUUGCCAGAACUCAGCUCAUCUCCUAUGUCACUUUCCUGGAUUAUGAAGUGACAUUGUAUCUAUACCAUAGCACAUAUUUGGUGGACAUUGUGAGAGAGAAGAUUGGGAGGGUUUUGAAGCUCAACUCCAUCCAAGGUGGCAAUGUCUGGAAGGAUAUGGACAUGUUGAUUUUCAACACCUGGCAUUGGUGGACCCACGUUGGCAAAUCCCAACCAUGGGAUUAUAUCCAGGAUGGCUCCACUGUGAGUAAGGACAUGGACCGUCUGAUGGCGUUCUAUAAAGGACUCACAACUUGGGGUAGAUGGGUUGACCAAUACGUUGAUCCCACAAAGACCAAAGUCUUCUUCCAAGGGAUCUCCCCGACUCACUAUGAAGGAAGGGACUGGAACUCAAGAUCUAAAGAUUGCUAUGGAGAACAAGAACCCCUCUUGGGAGAGACUUAUCCUGCUGGCCCUCCUAGGGCAGCCAUUGUGGUCAACAAAGUGCUGACCAGAAUCAAGAAACCAGUCUUCUUGCUCGAUAUAACAAGAUUGUCGCAGUUGAGGAAAGAUGCUCAUCCAUCCAAUUAUGGAGGAGAGCAUGCUGGCACCGAUUGCAGCCAUUGGUGCCUUCCUGGUCUGCCCGACACAUGGAAUCAGCUUCUUUAUGCAGCUGCCAUGACCAUGACUGAUCAUGACUAAGCUAGCUAGAGCCUAGAAGCAACCAAUUUAUGGUUUCUGUUUUCUAUUUCUACAUCACCAUCAACUUCCCCCAUCAGUUAGUGUUGUCCAACUUAUUUGUUGAAUCAGAAUAAGCAACAAAUGCAUAAUUGUAAAGUCAAAUCAUUUAAUCUUCUGUUUUAGUUGAUGAUGAAACUAUAACUUGAAAUAUGAUUUAUCACCUGUUGAAGAAGA